CGCCGCAUCAGCCGGCUAGAGGCAGAGGGAGCCCCGAGACCCCCAGCUCUCAGCCUUGCCACAUUCGCUGGAACCUGAACCCCAAGGCCUGCAGCGCUGUUCCAGGGCCGGAUUUGCACAGGGCGCCCCAGCCCGAGUCCGCUGCGGGCUUCCCCCCGCCCGGCGAUCUGUGCCCGUGGGCAGGAGGCACCAUGGGCGCGAGGCUUUGCGCCACUGGGGCAGGGGGCUGCGCGCGGACAUGCACGGGGCCCUACUGGUCACCGGCACCCCGGGGGGCCUGGAGGAGGCGGCCGUCGAAGCCGUCUUGCAGCCGGCCUUCCUGCCCACCCACCCCCGCCCCGGCACGUGCAGGCUGUGCAACACUAGGGCCAGGAGGGACCAGAAGGCCGAGGCCGCGGUGGAGUUUGCGGAGGCCAUAAAUCACGCCUCCGUGCCCAGACAGAUCCCGGGCAAGGGCGGCGUCCGGAGGGUUCUGUGUCACGACCGCGCGGAGGACACAAGGGUCCUGAGGCAGAUGAAAGGCCUGCUGCUGGAUGAGGGGCCCUCGGAGGCAGGCCCCAGGCCCUGCAGGCCCCGGGGACACGCCCCCCUCUCCCGCUUGGCUUCGGAGACCCAGGCCCAGGGCUCAGGGCCCGCCCCCAGGAAGGCCGGCUCCCUCCAGGGAAGGGCCGCCGGGCUCGCAGAAACACAGCCAGAGGCAACAGGUAGGUGGGCCCAGAAGGGCCAGGAGAGAGAGCCAGGCGGGAGUCCGACGACUCUCUGGGGAUUGAUCCAGGAGCUAGCCCAGGACGACCUGAGCGCUCCACGCCCGCUCCAGGAGGCCGCCAAGCAGCUCAGGAAGAAGGAGUGGCCCCUGCAGAGCGACGCGGGCGGAGGAGCGGGUCCCCGCGAGUUCUUGGCCCUGGUGACGGGGACGGACAAAGCCAAGCAGGAGCGGGCGGAGGCAGAGCCCCAAGGGGCGAGGCCCUCAGCCUCCACAGGGGAGAAGCCCGGCGCCCAGGGGGGCGGCCCGGCUUUAGCGGCCCUGCUGGCGGUGAGAGACGCGUGGCAGCAGGAGCCCAGGGACAGCGACGCUCCCGAAAGCCAGUCACAGCGAAACGGGGAGGCAGGAGACGAGAGGGUGGACAGUCCCGAGUUUGUGGCCAUGGCGGCCUGUGCGGACCCGCGGGCCCGGUGGGCCCGUGGCGGGGGGGACAUGCUGAAAGUCGCUUGGGUGAUGGAGUCACUGGGCUGGAGCGACAAGCGAGGCCAGACAGAGGCCCUCCCCGCGGUCUUGCCCGUCCGGCGCCGGGACACUCGGGGAGCCCGCGAGAAGGUGGACGAGGCGGGCCGCCGGGUGGACGCCGGGAGCGCAUUUCCAGCCUGGCCGAGCCCGAGCCCCCCUCCACGGGCGCGGGGACCCGGCGGGGCUGACGAGCGACGCCAAGGAAGGCGCCUGGGAAGGAGGGAGGUGCGGGCGCGCGGGAGGCGAGCCGGGCGCGGGCUCGGAGGCGGCGCCGGAGGCCGCGGGGAGCGGGGAGUCGGGGCCCGAGGCCGGGGCGUCCAGGAGGCCGCGGGCCAAGCGAGCGCCGCCCCGUCGGGCUCGGGCAGGAGCCGGGCUGUCCCCUUCCUCGGGUCCCGUGGGCUGACCGACCCCUGGGCGCUGGCCUUGCAGCCCCGGCCGCGAGCGGCUCCCGGAGAGCGUCCCCCGCCCCCCGCCUUCCCCCGCGCCCGAGGGCCCGCGGCCCCGAGGACACCGAGGACACCUCUCGGUGGCGGCCGGAGGAGGCGGGAGGGACGGGGCGGGCCGCGCGGGACCCGGAGCCAGGCCCGGUGCUCGGCGCUGGUGCGGCGGCAGGACGCACGCCAAGUGCAGACCCUCGCGGAGCGUCGUGGGCCCGGGGACGGACAAAAGACGCUGCCGGAGAAGUGCACGCUGAUGCACGACACCGGGAGGCCGCGGGGCGAGCAUGCGCGGCGCAGGGUUUGCGAUCGGCGCCUAGUUCGGGGGCGGGGGGCCAGGCAGCCCUCGCUGACAAGGCGACCUUUGAGCGAAGACCCGAAGAGACGAGGAAAGGGAGGCUCCGGGGCGGGGCAAGGGAGCUCGAACCCGGAUUCGUCCUCCUCCGGGGCUCCCUCGCGGAACCGCGGAACCGUUCCAGACCACGUGGCCGCGGUGUCCCUUUACCCCGUCCCCGACCCCACCUCGGCCCGCACGCUCGGGCCGGACCCGUCCGCCCCGUCGGCCAGCUCGGGUCCCGGCACUCCUGGGAAUGGGGUCGGCUCCCACAUCUUCCGGAGGGGAGGUCGAGGGCUCCGGGGCCGGCCGGCGCCGCCCCCUGCCCACGUCCCACCCCUCGCCAGAGGGGAGAGAGCCCGCACGACCUGCGGCUCCCGCGCCUCCCGCCAGGGGGCGCCCCAGGACCGCUGGUUAAAGGCGCGCGGCGCGGGCUCCCCCGGAGGGCGCCGGAGGCUGCAGCCACUGGCCCAGGACCUUAAAGGGCCAAAGUUCCACGUGGCCUUUGAACAUGGGCAGCAGUCACAGACCCCAGGCCACCACCACCUGGAUGCCGGAAGGCUGGGCACUCCUGGAAUGGCCGGGUCCAGCCUGGUUAUUCCCUCGCCCGCAGCCAAGUCCAUCCCUCCCAGUGGGGUCCACACCCUGUCUUUCUUCCAAACCCCACAGGUGCAAAGGGCCUCUUAG
Messenger RNA from Herpailurus yagouaroundi (jaguarundi), 2683 nucleotides. RefSeq names its product PNMA family member 8B (gene PNMA8B). Lineage: Eukaryota; Metazoa; Chordata; Mammalia; Carnivora; Felidae. The record is from RefSeq and is a predicted model, not a curated record.